Athalia rosae (coleseed sawfly) is the source of this 2023-nucleotide messenger RNA. RefSeq lists its product as uncharacterized. Gene Ontology annotation, molecular function: N-acetylmuramoyl-L-alanine amidase activity; zinc ion binding. Gene Ontology annotation, biological process: peptidoglycan catabolic process. The coding region runs from base 178 to 1785 and encodes 535 amino acids. The record is from RefSeq and is a predicted model, not a curated record. NCBI's taxonomy places the organism in Eukaryota, Metazoa, Arthropoda, Insecta, Hymenoptera, Athaliidae. The transcript is spliced from 7 exons.
AUACGCUUCGAGGGCGCGGACUGCAGAAGGGGGCGGAUCGAAGGAACUGUGAUCAGUUUGAGAGGGAAUACCCGUCAUCGUACAACUUUUAGUUUAAAAGCCGAGGCAUGAUCGCAACUGAAAGUCAGUAUCACUUCUAAUCGUGUUUCGCGGUUCUCGUCAGACUUGGUGAUCAGCAUGGAUUAUAUCGUAAAAUUGACUUCUGUGGCCAUCGUCAUCGCAUGUGCUUUCGAAGGAGCUCCGGUAGAUACUCCCGAGGAAAGCGCUGUGGCUACAUCAAUGACUAGUGCUACAAGUAUCAAGAAUUGGCCUGUAAUAAUCAGCCGCGAAGAAUGGGGGGCUCGUAAAACUGUGGGUCAUGUACCAUUGGUCGUGUCCCCGGUGCCGUACGUCGUCGUGCAUCACGGUGGUAUUCCCCAUUACUGCUACGACCAGGAAACUUGUUCGAAGAUUGUACGAAGUUACCAGGAUCUCCACAUGGACACUAACGGGUGGAUCGACGUUGGAUAUAAUUUCAUUAUCGGAGGUGAUGGCAAGGUUUACGAGGGCAGAGGGUGGAAUAAUUUCGGGGCUCAUGCCCCUGGCUAUAACGGACAAGGAAUCGGAAUCUGCAUAAUCGGAGACUACACCGCCUACAUGCCGAACAACGCAUCACUGGCAGCGCUAGAUUGGCUGAUAAAAUGCGGAAUCCGUGCGAGAAAAAUCGAUCCUGGAUACAAAUUGAUUGGCCACCGUCAGAGUCGUGUAACGGAGUGUCCGGGGAGUACUUUUUACGGCUAUCUACAGGGUUUGCCCCACUGGGAACCGAAGCCCCAACCUUCGACGACGACUUCAUCCGCUGUUGUGACGAAGACGAGACCAACCCCGAAUGGUAAAACGGUAGCACUCGCAGCAGAUGUAACCGGCAGCAAGCUCUGGCGAGAUCUGAUCUCCCUGGGGAUACCUUACACGCCGUACACCACCGAACAAUCAGGGACCACGAAUGCGUCAACCGCGCAAACCCUGGGGAACGUCGUCGACGCGGGAUCAGAAACUACAAAUGUCAAGAAUCAUUGGGAGCUGCUGUUAUCAUCGAGUCAAGGCUGGCCUCGAUAUCUUGUCCGUUCUUCCUCGCCUUGCAUCAUCCGCCGUCCCGCAGCUAUCGGCAAUCGCAUGUGUCGGAUAACCAUUGGCGUCAUCAGUAGCUUACCGAGCACCAAGAUGAACGUUGCUCGUGGAAUUUCUGCAGUCAGUUUGCUGCUCCUGAAAGUUGUGUUUUCAUACGCCGACUGUCCACCUGUAAUAACUAGAGCGCAAUGGGGUGCUCGUGCGCCUUCCGGCACCGUCUCUGCGUUGAGCUCCACACCCGCACCAUUCGUCGUGAUUCAUCACGCGGCGUCUUCACCGUGCACUAACCAGGCCGUGUGUCAGGCAAAAGUCCGAAGUUUCCAAACGGACCAUAUGAACAGGAGAGCUUGGAGCGACAUCGGAUAUAAUUUCCUGGUCGGAGAGGAUGGCAACGUUUACGAAGGUCGAGGGUGGGACAAACGAGGGGCUCACACCGUACCGUACAAUUCAAGAAGCAUAGGAAUUUGCUUCAUUGGAAAUUUUGCCAAUCGUGAGCCAAGUGCACUUGCAGUAAAUGCCACGAAGCGUUUGAUUCGGUGCGGGGUUGACCUCGGCAAAAUAUCCAUCAACUACGAACUUCUCGGACACAAACAAGCGGCAUCCACCAACUGCCCGGGCCAACAGCUGUUCGAUAUGAUAAAAACUUGGCCCCAUUGGCUUGCCAAUCCUUCGAGUUGAACGUCAAUAUCAAUAGUCUGUGUAACGUUCCGGGACAUGGGAACGUGUAAAUGAUUACCCGGAUCUAUAAAUAUUCGCGUGUAUCAUCUUACAUACUCAUACGCUUGUACGUCGAUUAUAAUUUUAUUUUUAUCGAAGCAGAGAAAUGUCGAAUGUUACUUCAAUAGCACGUUGGGAUAUUGUCGUCACAAUUUCCAACACACGUAUAAACAACUAAUAAACUGAAAAUAAUAAGAAA